Molecule: messenger RNA, 635 nt
Organism: Entamoeba histolytica HM-1:IMSS
Lineage: Eukaryota; Evosea; Mastigamoebida; Endamoebidae
Exons: 1
Coding region: 27-338 (103 amino acids)
Source: RefSeq, a predicted model, not a curated record
AGAGGCAGAGUUAGUCUGUGGUUGUGAUGGUUGGUUUGUUGUUGGAGUUGAUGAAGUUUGUGGUGAUGAGGGAGAAGUUGGUGGAGUUGGUGAUGAAGGUUGUGAAUCUGCUUCUGGUGUUUGUGAAGUUUGUGAUGCUGGUUUUGGUGUUACUGGUGAUGAGUUUCCUUCUACUGGUUGUGAUAGACUUUUAUCUCCUUGUGAUGACACUGUUGCUGCACUUCCUUGUGAUACUGUUGCUGUAUUUCCUGAAGUUACACCCUCUUUUGCUCCUUGUGAUGAUGUUGUUGUUUCAGCUAUCAAAUGUAUAUUAUUAUGAAUAUACUGAAUGGUAUUAGUCAACCGAUUAUAUGUUUGAUGUUGUGUAUUUUCAUCAUCGUUAUAUUUAUUCUCAUGUUUAUGUUGUUUAGUUCUUGUUGAAUCAAUCAUGUUAUCUUCACGUUUAUUAUCAUCUUUAUUUCCUUGUUCAUUGUAUUGUUCAGUCUCCAAUCCUUUACUAAUUACAACAAUUAAUAUCAAUAGAAUCGUUGUUUAUUUCUAAUUAGUUCUUCUCUUUAAAUAUAUCACACUAACAUACUUCUAUUUCUCUAUUGUCAAUUCAUUAUUUGAAUUUGAAUUGAAAUUUAUUUGCCUUC